Lindgomyces ingoldianus is the source of this 1503-nucleotide messenger RNA. RefSeq names its product aspergillopepsin A precursor. The record is from RefSeq and is a predicted model, not a curated record. The transcript has 5 exons. Gene Ontology annotation, biological process: proteolysis. NCBI's taxonomy places the organism in Eukaryota, Fungi, Ascomycota, Dothideomycetes, Pleosporales, Lindgomycetaceae. Gene Ontology annotation, molecular function: aspartic-type endopeptidase activity. The coding region runs from base 1 to 1374 and encodes 457 amino acids.
AUGGCGCCAUUUCAACGCGUUGCCAUCCACCGAAGUCCCAAGUAUAAGCACAAUGGCAUGAAGUCCUAUGUCUGGGCGAUGAGCAAAUAUGGCUUCAACUCCACCAAACCAGGGCCUUACUUCCAAGCCAAAGUCUUCAGCCAGCAAGGAAAGUUUGGUAGAGUCGGCGGCCGCGUGAGAACUCACUACGCAUUGAGAAAGCGCAUAGAUGAUUCAGAUGCGCAAGUUCAUACGGCCUCUGAUGCGACUGACGGGGGUUCCACUGCAGUACCAUCCGAUGCCCAGAGUGGUGAGGUAACGGCAGAGGACAUUCAGAAUGAUUCUCUGUACCUCUGCCCAGUCGGGAUUGGUACCCCUGAGCAGAAACUGUACCUCGACUUUGACACUGGUUCAUCAGAUCUUUGGGUCUGGUCAACCGAGUUGCCGCAGACUAUUUUAAGUCAAGCCAACGCAAAGAACCAGCAAGUUCCAUUCGACGCAUCUAAGUCAAGCACCUUCAAGGAGUUGGGUGGCGCGACAUGGAAGAUCUCCUACGGCGAUUCGUCGUUCGCUAGCGGAGAUGUUGGAACUGACACUAUCGACCUCGGAGGGCUCAAGGUUGAGGGCCAGGCCAUUGAGCUUGCAAAGGAACUCUCCCAGCAAUUUGUACAGGGCAAUGGAAGCGGUCUCCUUGGUCUAGCAUUCAGCUCAAUCAACACCGUCUCACCCACCCCACAGAAGACUCCCGUGGACAAUAUGAUUGACCAAAAGGACAUCACUCAGCAGCUCUUCACUGCGUAUCUCGGCAGCUGGCGCGAUACCGACGAGCCGGACAAGGGAGAGAGCUUCUACACAUUCGGAUACAUUGACCAGGAUACGAUGACUGCCGCCGGCGCUACGGAGCCUAAUUACGCAGAUGUCGACAACAGUCAGGGAUUCUGGCAAGUCCAGUCCACAAGAGCCGUAGUCGCUGGUAAGACCAUCGAUCGAAGCGGGAACACAUCUAUCAUGGACACGGGUACGACUCUCUGUCUUGUCGAUGAUACUCUAGUAGAAGCGGUGUAUGCUGCGAUUCCCGGCGCGAAGUAUGACCAGAACAACCAGGGUUACGUCUUCCCAUCUAACACCACCGCCGACCAAUUGCCGGAAAUCACGCUCGCCAUCGGCGAUAAUCAGGUUGCGUUUCAGAAGGAAGAUCUUGGAUUCGCUGAUGCUGGAAAUAAUAUGGUGUAUGGCAGUAUUCAGUCGCGCGGCUCGAUGAACAUGGAUAUUUAUGGCGACGCUGUUUUGAAAGCAAUUUAUGCGAUCUUCGAUAUGAACAAUGGGUCUCCUCGCUUCGGCUGGAUUCAGCGCAAGGAGACUAGCCAGAACACGGCUGUCCCUCCAGCCUCUUGAAGAACCAAAGGCAGUCCAUGAUACUGACUAUGUGAUAGGAAAUGAAGUGUUCUGGGUGCCUCUUUCAUACAUAGUUAGUAGAGAUUUAACAAUAUCUAGCACGUUCGAAAGCGCGUCUACAAUGGGAAU